Schistosoma rodhaini is the source of this 1122-nucleotide messenger RNA. The record is from the annotation of a GenBank genome assembly. NCBI's taxonomy places the organism in Eukaryota, Metazoa, Platyhelminthes, Trematoda, Strigeidida, Schistosomatidae.
AUGUCGGUCUUUCGGUCAGCACAAAUCGAAAGAUUAAGUUGCACGGCUCCAAAUGUGAGCGAAAUCGCCAUACAAGCCGAUUGUGACGUUGAUGAUACUGAACCGCAGAAAGAUGAACAUGAUGUGUUAGACUUUAGCAGUCCAUUUCUAUUCAGUGAUGCUGUUCUGAUUGUUCAGGGUAGAAAUCUUCAUUGUCAUCGUGCUAUUCUAUCCAUAUAUUCACCAGUAUUCAAAGCUAUGUUUCAAAAUCGAUGCAUUGAAAAUCAAAAAAAUGAAGUUGUUAUUCCAGUUGAUGAGUUUGAUGACAUAAGGGAAAUGUUACGUCACAUGUACACACCUGGUGGUUGUGAUAUGACAGUCGAAACAGCGGAAAAGUUGCUGCCCAUUUUACAUCGAUACCAAAUCGAUUCUAUGGUUAGCUUAGCUGAGAGGACACUUACAUUUCGUCUCAAUGAUGUGACGGCACCGUUGUUUCUUCGAAUGGCUGAUUUAUAUGGUCUGAGUAGAUUACGACAAGCAGCUUUGGAUUCUUGUGCUCGUUUAGAUUAUGGUCGGAUGGUUAAAGCAUUUGAAGAAAUAAAUCUAUCAAUAGAACUUAAAAAUGAAGUACUUGAGAGAAGAAUAAAAGUUUUAGAAAAAUGUCUUGUAGAUAUUCAACAGAGUUUUACUCAUUCGUGUUCACGUAUGGAAAGUCGUGCUGAACGUGUUCCAUCCAAUCAUUGUUCAUUACAUUGUCGUCCGUUUUCAACAAUCACUUUUAGUCCCGUUGUAAACAGUGCAACAGGACCACCAAUCAAUAAUAGUGCAGAUCAAAAUUCACAUAAUAAUAAUGUCAAUGAUACUGUGCAUAAUGACGUAGCUGCAAGCAUAAUGCCACUUUCAGUUGCUAGAAAUGUGGAAAUACGUACAAGCGGGGAUAAUGGUAAUAAUGAUAGCACACAAAGAGAAGCAGAUACAAAUUUAUCCAAUACAGCUACUACGGCAGUGAUACCAUCAAUUCCUAAUACUCCAUUAAUUACAGCUGUUUGUGAACAAUGUGUAGAACAAUUCAAAACUCAUAUACAGGAAUUGUGUAAAAGAGGAUUGCAUAAAAUACCGAUUAUCACUUGCAGAAAUCCUUGA